CAGCAACCCUCUGCCUCUCCAGCAGCUCCAGAUAACUGUUUUGAUAUAUUGCUAGAUGGACAGGAUUUGCACUGCCCUGCAGUCCUGCUGAUACAAAAAUGCCUUUAAGAUCCUGCCUUUCCCAUCCUAAUCUACAUAGGAAACAGGAAAAGGAACUUAAACUCCCUGCACUCAGACAGCAAUGAGACUGUUCCAGCUUGCUCCCAUGCUGCAAUUUCUUGCCUGUGACUUGUAAACAAGAUUCAGAGUACCAUGCGAGAGAAGAGUAACUGGUAAACUUUCUACUCCAAUAAAAAGGAUACUCCAUGAGCAGCUGUAAGAACUGGAUGGAUAUAUUUUGGAAAGCAUGGACCCUUUAGCACAUCUAAUUUUUUAUGGAUUCAGCCUGAUGAUUUCAGGUAAAGUGGAAGCAGCCCUGGACCUCAUACUGAUCAAUUCAUUCCCUCUGGUGGGCAACUCAGAAACAUCACUUAUCUGUAUCACUUCCAAAUGGCGUUCCCGUGAGUCUAUCACAAUAGACCGAGACCAGGAGGAUGUGACAAACCAGCAUCGAGAGCCACUGGAAGUUAACGAAGAUUCAAGGAGAGCAACAGCCAAAACAGUGGUGUGGAAAAGGGAACAGGCCAGUGAAACCAUUGGAGCAUAUUACUGUGAAGGGAAACUCAAGGAUGAAGUUACGAGAAUACAUACUAUGAAGAUGCCGCUGGGAGCUUCAUUCCACCCGGUGGCCUUAACUGUUACAGCAAAUAAGGGAGAGCAUGUGAAUAUUUCCUUCAUCAGAAUGGCAGCAAAAGAGGAAGAUGCAGUGAUCUACAAAAAUGGUUCCUUCAUUCACUCUGUGCCCAGGCAUGAAGUGCCAGGUGAGCUGGAAGUAUCCUGUUCUCAUGUUCAGCCACAAGAUGCAGGGGUUUACUCUGCCAGAUAUAUAGGAGGAAACCUCUUUACUUCUGCUUACACAAGGCUUAUUGUAAGACGGUGUGAAGCUCAGAAAUGGGGCCCUUCCUGUAGCUCCCACUGCCCUGCUUGCAUGAAUAAUGGCAUAUGUCAUGAAGACACUGGAGAAUGCAUCUGUCCUCCUGGUUUUAUGGGAAAAACAUGUGAGAAAGCUUGUGGAGCCAAUACGUUUGGCAGAACAUGUGAAGAGAACUGUAAAGAAAACUCUGGCUGCAGAAAUUAUAUGUUCUGUCUACCAGAUCCUUAUGGUUGUUCUUGUGCUGCAGGAUGGAUGGGAUUGGAAUGCGACAAAGAGUGCAAACCUGGCUUUUAUGGGUCUGAUUGCAAACUGAAAUGUAAUUGUCACAAUCGAGGAACGUGCGACAGAUUUAAGGGCUGCAUCUGCUCUCUUGGCUGGCAUGGUCUGCAAUGUGAAAAAGAAGGUAAAGCAAGUGGCGUAGGUUUCAAGCCUUUUUGUAUAGCUAAAGGAAUGCCACUUCCUAAAGCUGAAGAAUUUAAAUUGUUGAAACAAGAUGGAACUGUCCUUAAGCCUUCCCUAAUCGUUACUAGUAAUCGCUCUGAAGCUAUGUUUACUAUUAAUCGAAUUCAGCCCCGUGAUACGGGAACCUGGGUCUGCAGUGUGCAGACAGUGGCAGGAAUGGCAGAGAAACCAUUUCAAGUUACAGUUAAAGUUCCUCCUGUGCCUCAGUACGCCCCAAGGCUGACAGACAGUGGACACAAUUUUCUCAUUAUUGAUAUCAAUGCUGAGUUACAUCUUGGAGAUGGACCUGUUGUUUCAACAAAACUCCUGUACAAGCCAGCCAAACGUUAUCAGUCCUGGAUGUCUGUAGAAGUGAAAGGCUCAACCAAAAGACUGGACAAUUUGGAACCAAAAACAGAGUAUCAGUUCUGUGUUCAGUUGAGUCGGCAAGGUGAAGGUGGGGAAGGCCAUCCUGGACCGCAGGCCAGCUUCACAACCGCUGCGCUUGGUCUUCCUCCACCAGAAGGCCUCACCCUCCUUCCAAAAAGUAUGACAUCGCUGAAUUUGUCAUGGCAUCCUUUAACACUGAGGACAGAGGAUGACAUUCAUGUUGAAGUGGAAAGGAAGAGUGUGAAUGACAAUGGUGACGAGAGCAGUGUUAUCACCCAAGUGCCAGGAAAUAUGUCCACUCUGAUCAUAAAAGACCUUGAGCCUAGACAGCAAUACAUGUGCAGGGUACGGGUGAACACCAGAUCACAAGGAGAAUGGAGCAACUAUCUGUAUGCAUGGACUUUCAGUGACAGAAUCCCUCCUGCACCCUACAACAUCAGGUUUUCUAACACCACAGACACAUCCUCUGUCAUCUCUUGGACAACUGCUGAGGGGCAUUCCAUCUCCUCCAUCAUCAUCAGCUACAAAAUUUAUGGCAAGGCUGAGUACAACCACAUCGAUAUUAUCAUAAAGAACACUACCAUUACUCAGUACCAUCUCAAGGGGCUUGAGCCAAACACUGUAUACCAGGUACAGAUUAAUGCUCAGAAUAAUGUUGGCUUGAGCAACCCAAACACAUCCUUUGAAUUGAAGACUCUUCCAGAAACUAAAGCUCCAUAUGAAUCAAAGGGAAGCAAAAUGCUGCUUAUCGCUAUCCUCGGCUCUGCAGGGAUGACCUGUGUAACAAUUCUCCUGGCCUUUCUCAUCAUGCUACAGUUAAAGCGAGCCAACUUCCAGCGCAGAAUGGCUCAGGCUUUCCAAAAUGUGGUGAGGGAAGAACCAGCUGUACAGUUUAACUCAGGUACUCUCACCCUGAGCAGGAAAGCCAAAAACAGCCCAGAUCCCACUAUUUAUCCAGUUCUCGAGUGGAAUGACAUCAAAUUUCAAGAUGUGAUUGGGGAAGGUAACUUUGGGCAAGUCCUAAAAGCACGAAUUAAGAAGGAUGGCUUACGCAUGGAUGCCGCGAUUAAAAGAAUGAAAGAGUAUGCCUCAAAAGAUGAUCACAGAGACUUUGCUGGAGAACUUGAAGUUCUUUGUAAACUUGGUCAUCAUCCCAACAUCAUAAAUCUUUUGGGAGCAUGCGAACAUCGGGGGUAUCUUUACCUGGCAAUUGAAUAUGCCCCCCAUGGAAACUUACUGGACUUCCUUCGGAAAAGCAGAGUUCUAGAGACAGAUCCAGCAUUUGCUAUUGCCAACAGUACUGCAUCUACACUUUCCUCUCAGCAGCUUCUGCAUUUUGCAGCAGAUGUCGCUAGAGGGAUGGACUACUUAAGCCAGAAACAGUUUAUUCACCGAGAUUUGGCAGCAAGGAACAUCUUGGUUGGAGAAAAUUAUGUUGCAAAAAUAGCUGACUUUGGCUUAUCAAGAGGUCAAGAAGUUUAUGUUAAGAAGACCAUGGGACGGCUUCCAGUGCGAUGGAUGGCAAUUGAGUCUUUGAAUUACAGUGUUUAAAGCACAAACAGUGAUGUAUGGUCAUAUGGUGUCCUGUUAUGGGAAAUUGUCAGUUUAGGUGGAACACCUUAUUGUGGAAUGACAUGUGCAGAACUCUAUGAAAAAUUGCCUCAAGGGUACAGACUGGAAAAGCCUCUCAAUUGUGAUGAUGAAGUGUAUGACCUAAUGAGACAGUGCUGGAGAGAGAAGCCAUACGAAAGACCGUCAUUUGCUCAGAUACUGGUGUCACUGAACAGGAUGUUAGAAGAAAGAAAGACAUAUGUGAAUACCACCCUGUAUGAGAAGUUCACCUACGCAGGCAUUGAUUGCUCCGCUGAAGAAGCUGCAUAAGACAGGGAAAAAUCUUCAUUCAUCAAUGAUGUAUUAACUCAGUCUUCUGGAGUCCAAAAUGUGAGAACUCUGUAUAGCUCUAACUGUAUAAUAUUGUUUAACUACAGAUAUGUAUGUGUAUAUCACACAGUAAGCUUUGCCUCCACAGGCUGCACAAGUGUACAUACUGUUCUUAGUAGGAAUGGACUAAAGUCAUAAAAUCUGC
Messenger RNA from Struthio camelus australis, 3890 nucleotides. Lineage: Eukaryota; Metazoa; Chordata; Aves; Struthioniformes; Struthionidae. The record is from RefSeq and is a predicted model, not a curated record.